CGAAACUCUUUGUUCAAAAGUGGGACCCACGACCAUCAGAUGUUAAACGGAAACCAAACAAAAAUAACGAGUUAUGAUCUCUCUCGAAGUUUUCUUCCCCGGCGACGGCAAGACAAUUCCGAUUUCUUGAAGUCCUGAGACACAACAUUUUCCUACUCUUCUUCUUUCGUCUUUCUUCUCGCCCUACACCUGCCCGGGCCAGGGUGAGAGCUAGAAGAUACUAGACAGAGCGGAGGGUCAAAGGCGGCGAUUACGAAAUGCACCGAUCGCUUAACUGUUAUUGCAGAACUCUAAUAAACGCCGUUCGACUACCUAUUCUACCGGCCAGAACCUUAACAGAUGCUUUUUAUUCCUCGACGCCCCGGCAACAUCAAAAGCGGCUUUCCAAGGCACUGAUAGGCUCUCCGGCUCGAAUCCAGAAGCUCAUCGCCUCUCAAAAAGAUCCAUUUCUUGCCAAAGAAAUCUUCGACCUUGCCUCUCUCCAAACCAAUUUCCGACAUUCUUUCUCUUCCUUCCACACUCUCAUCUGCAAACUCGGUCGCUCUCGCCACUUCUCUCUCAUGGAAGAUCUUAUCCAUCGCCUCAAAUCAGAACGUUAUUCCGUCACUCCUGGUCUCUUCUCCGAUAUCAUACAAAUCUAUGGCGAAGCAAAAUUGCCCGAGAAAGCCCUCAAGACCUUCUACAGUGUGCUCGAAUUCGACUGCAAGCCCCUCCUCCCCAAGCACCUCAAUCACCUCCUCCUAGUCCUCGUUAGCCACCGAAACUAUCUCCAUACAGCGUUCGAUCUCUUCAAGAGCUGUUCCGACGGGUUCGGUAUCUCGCCCAACACCAAAAGCUACAACAUCAUGAUGCGUGCUUUCUGUCUAAACAAUGAAUUAAGCAUCGCCUACAACCUGUUCAAUCAAAUGUUUAAGGGAGACAUUUUGCCAGAUGUCGAGUCCUACCGGAUUUUGAUGCAAGGUUUGUGUAGGAAGAGUCAGGUUAACAAGGCGGUUGAUUUGUUGGAAGAUAUGCUGAACAAGGGAUUUGUGCCAGAUGCAUUGACUUACACCACUUUGCUAAAUAGCUUGUGUAGGAAGAAGGAACUGAGGGAGGCAUAUAAGCUUCUUUGCAGGAUGAAGGUGAAGGGAUGCAAUCCUGAUAUUGUCCAUUAUAAUACUGUUAUCUUGGGAUUCUGUAGGGAAGGGAGACCACUUGAUGCUUGUAAGGUUCUUCAGGACAUGCCUUCUAAUGGUUGCAUUCCCAAUCUGGUGUCUUACAGGACUUUGGUUGGUGGGUUAUGUGAGGCAGGGAUGCUUGAUGAGGCAAAGAAUUAUUUACAGGAGAUGAUAUCAAAGGGUUUUUCUCCACACUUCUCGGCUUUUCAUGCUCUGGUUAAGGGUUUCUGCCACAUUGGUAGGACAGAUGAUGCUUGUGGGGUGCUUUUGGAAAUGCUCCAACACGGGGAAGCUCCGCAUAUGGAUACUUGGGCAGAAAUUGUUCCAAGAACCUGUGAUACACUUGAAUUGAUGAGAUUGGAGGAAAUAUUGGGGAAGAUUAUGAAGGUAGACAUAAACCGUGACACAAGGAUAGUGGAAGCAGGUGUUGGUUUGGAGGAGUAUGUAAUCAGGAGGAUACAGGCCAAAACAUGGAGGGCUUGAUCAUUCUGUGAUGUUGGGAUUAUGAGCUUUCUUGAACGUCAAGGAAUCUGUGAUUGUUAAUUCCAGUGGUUCUGAGCUUCACCAACUGCUGCAGCAGUCUUCCAAAUAACAAAACAAUGGCAAGUUAAAUGAGCAAUCCCCAUUAAAUUUUGAUGUAGAAGAGAUGGUCACUUUGAAAGGAUGUAUCGAACUAGUUGAACUGAAGUAUUGAAGCUUAGGAUCAACACCAUUAUGGCUCCUUGUGGAGAAUGCAUUGUAGCUUUCUUCUCUGGAUUAAGGUGGUUCAGAUAUGUCACAGUUCUGGGAUUAUUUCAAGUUGAAGAUAAAGUUGGGAAUGGCGAGUGCACUGGAAACUCUGUGAGGGAGAGCAUGUGGAGCGAGCCAAUACUAUAUAUAAGUCUAAGAUGAGCAAAUCGCAAGGUGGGAGGGACCAAUCGCAGGUGGCUAAUCCUUGAGAUGUUUUCCUUCAUCAUAUCCUCCUGCCAAAUGUAUCUGUCUGCAUGGAGUGAAACUUGAUCAUUGCAUACUUGGCAUCAGCUGCGCUUGCAAUUCAUUGUUUUCUUUCACAGCUUUUGACAUUGAAGUACAAGUGAGGAAUUCCUGGUGCAGUGACAUCAACUAUCUGUCUAUCUUAGCG
Messenger RNA from Telopea speciosissima, 2277 nucleotides. Its product is annotated as pentatricopeptide repeat-containing protein At4g01400, mitochondrial. Gene Ontology annotation, molecular function: protein binding. The coding region runs from base 258 to 1640 and encodes 460 amino acids. Lineage: Eukaryota; Viridiplantae; Streptophyta; Magnoliopsida; Proteales; Proteaceae. The record is from RefSeq and is a predicted model, not a curated record. The transcript is spliced from 2 exons.